Molecule: messenger RNA, 1881 nt
Organism: Paecilomyces variotii
Lineage: Eukaryota; Fungi; Ascomycota; Eurotiomycetes; Eurotiales; Thermoascaceae
Product: glutathione transferase
Exons: 6
Coding region: 1-1881 (626 amino acids)
Cellular component (GO): cytoplasm
Source: RefSeq, a predicted model, not a curated record
AUGGACAGUCCCGAUCUCCAACACCUCCCCGUCAACCUCCGCAAUCUGCAAUCAGCAGCAUCGCUCCAGAACUUAUCCCCAAACACCCUUGCCUCGCAACUCGCUUCGGGGUUCGAUACCACGUUCCAGACCUUUCCGUCUACUAUCGCAGAGCUCCAGGAGCAACAGCAACAGCACCAGCAGCAGCAACAACAUCUUCAGUCCGUGACGUCCAAGUCCUUCGUGCGGCCUCCACGACCGGGAGAGCAGGUGAAUGAUGUCUCGGUGCUGUCGCAGGAGCAGCAACGGAGCAGUGAUAAUGAUAGUAAUGGCGGCGGCGGCGGAGGAGGAGGAGGAGGACAAUAUGCUGUUGUUCCCCCUCCGCCACGACCCGGUCAGACGCAGUUGAUGGCGCGCAAUCAGACGUCGAUGAAUAGUGUGUUUCAGCCGCGGGGUAAUAAUCAAUUUGAGAUGCUGCACUCGCUGGAGCAGCAGCCUCUGCAGCAUAAUGCGAUCAUGCAGCUGCAGAAGGAAGGGGAGCUGCUGGGUGGUUCUGGUGGGGAGCCUGUUGCGACUGGGAAAUCCGACGGGCACUUUGGGGGGAUGAAGCUGAUUCCGUAUCCGCCUGAUCUGGAGGCGUGGAGGGAACGGCUCUUCAACGUAGAUGAGACGAUUACUUUGACUGAGGAACAAUUCCAGACUUACUUCCCGCAUGUGGAUAACGUCUAUUCGCAUCGCUCUACGCAAAGAUACAAGCGCAAGCCCUUUGUCUCUCACUACUGGGACUGUCGAUUGAAGGGCCGGCCGCCAGGCACUCCCAAGUCCGACGACCCGAACAAGAAGAAGCGUCGACGGACCGCCAGGCAGCGGGACCUCUGCGACGUCAAGAUAAAGAUCACAGAACACUUUCCGGCGUCUAUGACACCGGCAGACGUCGUAUCCCAUAUGGCGCAGCUGCCCCCGGAGUUGCAGACGGUCAAUCCCUUCUUCAAUCCAGGUGAUAACCCACGAGAGAAUCAGCCGUUCGGCGUCCUGACACCGAAUCCUACCCUACCCGAGGGCCAUCCGGCUGCUCAUGGAGCGCGCUAUUUCACAAUCCAACGAGUAAAUGGGAACGGGGCCAAUGGAAAAGCCGACGGUGUGGGCGGUGGUCACAGACAUACACUCGAGGAAAGCGACCGCGUGAAGAAGAACAGCGUGCAACGAUGGAUGCUCAAGGAAGCAAAGGAGCAAAAGAAAGCUAUGCGUGUUUGGAUAGCAUUGGAGGUCAAGGGGAUCCCGUAUCAGUAUAUUGAAGUAGACCCGUACAAGAAACCAGAGGCCUUGUUGGAGGUCAAUCCGCGAGGACUUGUCCCUGCGUUGCGACACGGCAAUUGGGGUUGCCAUGAGAGUACAGUGCUGCUUGAAUAUCUGGAAGAUCUGGACUUUGGAACGCCCUUACUGCCACCCGGGGACGCGAAGCUUCGUGCGCAUUGUCGACUCUGGGCAGAUCAUAUAAACCGGCACAUUAUACCGGCCUUCUAUCGUGUCCUCCAAGAGCAAGACCCGCAGAAGCAGGUCACGUACGCAGAAGAGCUCAAGGACGAUAUCAGCAAGUUAGUGAAUGCAUCGCACGUCCACGGCCCGUUCUUCCUUGGACCGAAUAUCUCGAUGGUCGAUAUCCAUAUUGCCCCCUGGAUACUUCGACUGAGUCGAGUGCUGAAACCAUAUCGUGGCUGGCCCGAUCCUGAGAUGGGCAGCCGAUGGGCCGCGUGGGUCAAUGCUAUCGAGUCAAAUGAGCAUGUCCAAGCAACAACCAGCAGCGAUGAUCUCUACCUUGACAGCUAUGAGCGAUAUGCGGAGAAUCGGCCAAAUACUUCGCAGCUUGCGAAUGCAAUAAACUCGGGCAGGGGCCUUCCGUAG